Molecule: messenger RNA, 556 nt
Organism: Moneuplotes crassus
Lineage: Eukaryota; Ciliophora; Spirotrichea; Euplotida; Euplotidae
Source: the annotation of a GenBank genome assembly
AUUAGUAAUCCUUAAAUAAUAAAUGAACAUCGAAAGUAACCGAGAGAUGGGCUGUCCCAACGAGAUGGUCAAACUAAUUAGACACAAGCUUAUUAAAAACUGUUUCAAAAUCUACAGAAGCCGGCUUAUUCCAGAAAUUGUUGAAGAAGCUGUAAAUAACAUAGAUUUUGAUGAUGAAGCAGAAAUUCCUGAAGAAGAUCAUGUAAACCUUGUACUUACUGAGAGCUGAAAAAGUAGCCGACUGAUCAAUGACAAAGGGAAAAUAAAGCAAGGAGAUAUAAUCUCUAUGAGAGGGAACUCGAUGCAAUUAUGUGCUCCUUUUUAAGAAAAUAAAUAAAUAAUCGAUCUUAUCUUAAUAAGAGAAUAUUAUGAAAAUUUGAUACCUAAUCGAACUUUAUUUCUUUGCUCAAUAUCUUUCUUUGAACCAUCAGAAGCUCUUCCCAAGUAGAGAGAUAUCUCACAAUGUACCUCAAAGGCAGCUUUGACUCUAAACCUAUCAGUGUUUAUCGAGAAGGGAUCCCUCAUAAUAUUAAUUUUUCAUAAAAAUAAUCACCUG